Messenger RNA from Echinostoma caproni, 411 nucleotides. Lineage: Eukaryota; Metazoa; Platyhelminthes; Trematoda; Plagiorchiida; Echinostomatidae. The record is from the annotation of a GenBank genome assembly.
AUAGAUGCGGCUGUGACCCAGGCUCUCUUGCACAAACACGCUCAGCGUAUGAUUACCCGUGACUUGGCGACUGAAGUGAUUUACUGUCUCUCUCCAACGCGCGCAUUGAAUCGCGCCUUGAACACGUUCAGUGUGAAAUCGACCACAAAACGCUUGGUUGUUGUUCUAGUCCGUGCACGGGACCCGGACGAGCCAGACCUCUGGGCCGCUUUGGAAACCUUGAUCCAAGGCACACCAAUGGAUCCGGACACAUUGACGCAGUUGGAUCAAGCAAGACGCGAAACACUGUACGCAUUGUACGGGAUCACCUCCCCGGAGGCGGAUUACAUCAUGAAAUCUAACAAUCCGCACGAGACACUGCGCGAGAGUAUCCUUACUCGUAUGAGUGUACGAGAUUUGUGCCGCGCUUAA